GCGCGAGAUAUGAGGGCCCUUAUCCUCGCCGCAGCACUGCUUCCCUUCGUGGUCGCCAAGAAUGGGACGAGUUGUAUGUUAUCGAGCGAUUCCCCCCGUUUCCGUUUCGUUGUUCGUCCGUAGUGUGGUGCGCCUGAACUAACAACAAGAUGUCGUGUCGCUCGUCAGGUAAUGUCACGGAACCGUUCGCGAUACCGUACAGCAAUGUCACAGUCAUCGAUACCCCGUCGACGAUACACGCGCCGCACAAAGCUCUCGGGUUGAUUUUCGGCGGCGCACGCAAAUUACUGGCGAUGGGAAUGGGGACCACGGCGAACUCGACAUUCGUACCCGAUUCCGAUAAACUAUGCAACCCCGACAGUCCCCAGCUGAAGGGUUGCAUCUUCUGGCGCGGAGGCGUGUUCAGUCAGGCCGGAAGCAGCACCUGGGCAAAGGACCGACGGACGUCGGACUAUAACGGAAGCGCUUCGAACGACGGAUGGGAUUAUCUGAACGGGGAGAACUACAAGUUGAUGGGAGAGGAUCCCUUGACGGACUUCACUCGGGGUUGGGAUAACGUGGACCUGGGUGACAAGACCCUGUCCGCGUACCCCUUCUCGAUAAUCGAGAACUCAACUUUUCCUUUCGGAACCGGUAUGGUCGGAUUGGCUUCAGAUAGUGUCUUCCUACGGUCGGCUACUGCAUCUCAAGUUUCACCCUCCAGGUCUUGGGGAUUCCACUACGGAACGAACGGCGAUAAUGAAGCGCCUGGGGAGCUCGUUGUGGGAGGAUACAAUACCGCGAAAGCGACGUACAAGGACUUUACCAACUACACCAUCUUUCCCGACAAGAGCAAGCCUUGUCCUCUGCAGGUGAACGUGCAGAGCAUGAAGUGGGGAAACACGGACUUGAUGGCCGGUCAAGGGACCUUCAUGGCAUGCCUGGAACCCGCGUACUGGACCAUGAUUCUUCCCCUAAAGGUCCAGGAGAACUGGAAUAGCAGCAUGAUCAACGACAACAACUACGCCUUCUGGGAGCAGACGUGGGAAUACUUUAAGUACAACGAUACCGCAGAUUCCAGCUUUCCCAACGGCGAAUUGGUGAUCACUCUGGACAAAGGGUUCACUGUCAAUAUUCCCAGAACCGAGCUAUUCGAAACGGCGAAGGCCAUCAACCAGACAGCUGGUGGUUGGAUCAGCCAGCCAGAUCACAUCCAAACGAAAGUCGGUACGGCAGGAUUUCCACCGGGUGUGGAGCCCUUGAUCCCAUUCUUCGGCGGGCCAUUCCUUAGCCAGGUAUAUCUCGCCGUGGACUACGAGAACAUGAUUUUCUCCCUGGCGAACAUGAAAGGCCAAUCGACCGGAACAUCUGGGUUGCGACAGCUAGGCUGUGACGACGUCCCUCCUGCUGCAGACAGCGAUCCAGGGAAAAACAACACCGGCGCGAUCGUGGGUGGGUCUGUCGGCGGUGUUCUGGGCUUACUCGCCAUUCUGGGAGCUGUGUUCUACUUCUUCUUCUACCGUAAGCGCAAGGCCCAGCCCGCCACAUAUGCACCGGCAGCGGCAGUCGAAGACAAGAAGGACCACUCGGAGAACGUUCCCCGGUACACAUCCCCCUACCAAGGCUCGCCAUACGGUGCCUAUCCUCCUCCACCGCCGACGGAUCCCGGCUCCUCGCCAUACCCGACCUACAGCAGUCACUACAGCGAUAGGACGGCUUGGUCGACGUCCCCACCGCCACCGAUGCCGGCGCAGUUCGAAGAUGCGGUUAUGCUCCCCGCUUCGCGACUCGACCCUGUCGAGAUUGGGUCCGGAGUGCCGGAAACGCCCACGUCGCCACAUAAUGCGCCUUCGCCGCCGCUGCCAGCAGCAACGAGAGAUGCGAUCCGCCCUAUGGCCCCCGCUGCGGAUGCGGGGCGACCAGAUCUGUUGACGUAAGCCAGCUGGAGCUAAAUUUAACCGGUUCAUCAUAAUCUAGCUUUCUCGUUUUUCCUAUUUCGGUGUUUUUUUUUUGUUUCGGUGUAUUUGGACGGGAAUUCUUUUACUUUCGGUUGUCAUCUCGAUUCGCAUCUACGGGAGAGAGCGAGCGAGCAAAUUCUUUUGUGUGUUCUGAGUGCUUUGUUCUGUAUGUGCUUUGUCGGAUACCUGGUGAUGCGUGGAUGAUUUCUCUAUCUAUUAAUAAAAAGUAGAAUCUGGAAGUAUCAGUGCUUUCCGGGGCUGUUUUCGUGAUGUCAGUGAAUAUUCAUGGAACAUCACCCGAUGGCCCCUGCUU
This is a messenger RNA of Tricharina praecox, 2250 nucleotides long. RefSeq lists its product as uncharacterized. The record is from RefSeq and is a predicted model, not a curated record. NCBI's taxonomy places the organism in Eukaryota, Fungi, Ascomycota, Pezizomycetes, Pezizales, Pyronemataceae. The coding region runs from base 150 to 1916 and encodes 588 amino acids. The transcript has 7 exons.